This is a messenger RNA of Eimeria necatrix, 462 nucleotides long. RefSeq lists its product as hypothetical. The transcript has a single exon. The record is from RefSeq and is a predicted model, not a curated record. NCBI's taxonomy places the organism in Eukaryota, Apicomplexa, Conoidasida, Eucoccidiorida, Eimeriidae. The annotation marks the transcript as partial.
CAGCAGCAGCAGCAGCAGCAGCAGCAGCCUCAGCAGCAUCUUCAGCAGCAGCAGCAGCAGCAGCAGCCUCAGCAGCACCUUCAGCAGCAGCAGCAGCAGCAGCCUCAGCAGCAUCUUCAGCAGCAUCUUCAGCAGCAGCAGCAGCAGCCUCAGCAGCAUCUUCAGCAGCAGCAGCCUCAGCAGCAUCUUCAGCAGCAGCAGCAGCUUCAGCAGCAUCUUCAGCAGCAUCUUCAGCAGCAUCUUCAGCAGCAGCAGCAGCAGCCUCAGCAGCACCCUCAGCAGCAGCAGCAGCAGCAGCAGCAGCAGCCUCAGCAGCAUCUUCAGCAGCAGCAGCAGCAGCAGCAGCCUCAGCAGCACCUUCAGCAGCAGCAGCAGCAGCAGCCUCAGCAGCAUCUUCAGCAGCAUCUUCAGCAGCAGCAGCAGCAGCCUCAGCAGCAGCAGCAGCAGCAGCAGCAGCACUGA